Molecule: messenger RNA, 3292 nt
Organism: Anopheles darlingi
Lineage: Eukaryota; Metazoa; Arthropoda; Insecta; Diptera; Culicidae
Exons: 5
Coding region: 232-3141 (969 amino acids)
Cellular component (GO): extracellular matrix
Molecular function (GO): protein binding
Source: RefSeq, a predicted model, not a curated record
UACCGCCAUGGUACUACGGUCAUCGUGUUAAAGAGGCCGAUUGGAUAGCGAUAGUCUGGUGUUUUAAUGGACAAUCCUUUCCUCAAAACUGUUGUGCUCUACUGUGACAAGUGUGGUUCGUGCGUCUCCAAACCCCGUGUGUGUUUGGUGGGAAACUUCUGUUCAUUGUUGAACACCUUCAAUAGCGGAACCGUGGUGGGGGCAAGCCAGACCCCAACAAUCACGUGAAAAAUGGCAUCGAAUAACUGGUUUGCGAUAGGGGUAGUAGCAUUGCUCGUGCUGGCCCACCUUGCCGUCGGGCAAGAGGUAUGUCCCGAGCCGUGCAGCUGCGAAUGCGAGGAAAUAAUGUCCUGCGUCGACUGUUCCGGUCGCGGUCUAACGCAGCUGCCCGUCUUUGCCGAUCAAAACAUCCAAAUACUUGACCUCUCCGACAAUCACUUCAGCGAAAUUCCGCGCGAAUUGGCUCAGUUCCCGCUGCUUCACUACCUGGACAUGUCGGCCAACAAUAUCAGCCAGUUGGCCGAGGAUGCACUGGCCGGAAUGAAUUCCCUCUCCAUUCUAAUCCUUUCCAACAACUACAUCUCCAACUGGGCGGAUAUACAUCCGAACCAGUUACUACUGCAUGCCACCAACCUUAGAGAGCUUCGUUUAGCGAGAAACCAAUUCACGAGCUUCUCCAGCAACGACGGUAGUCUGGUGCUGGCGAGCACCUCGCUCCGUUACCUCGACCUCAGCAGCUGCCGAAUAACGAAGGUAUCCGGGGCCGAAGUGAUCGGCGGAUUGACCAACCUGGAGCAGCUCAAACUAAGCGACAAUCCGAUCGUCUCCAUCUCCAGCAUGGUCUCACGGAGUCUGAAGAAGCUCGAGCUAAACAACUGCAAACUGGCCGCCCUCCAAUCGACCGUCUUCACCGGACUCGACGCACUGAAGGAGGUGAAUCUGGCACACAAUUAUCGCCUUUCGCUCGGUUCGCUGGAGGAGCAAACGAACGUCCGAUCGGGCAGCCUACGAAAGAUCAAUCUAUCCCACUGCAACAUGAACUCGCUCGAUCUGCAAGGCUUCCCGCAGCUACUGACGGCUGUCGUAAGCGCGAACAUGAUCCAGCAGCUGGGCCGCGACUCCUUCACCGGCACCCCACUGCUGGAGCAUCUCGAUCUAUCGUUCAACUCGAUCCACAACAUCCAUAAGGAGGCAUUCCUACCGUUGCACCACCUAAAGACGCUCGAUCUGUCCUUCAACAUGAUCUCGCGCAUCGACGGCAAGCUGUUCAAAUCGAACGAUCUGCUAACGGACGUCAACCUGAGUCGGAACUUUAUCGGUCGACUUAGCCGCAUCUCGGCCGAAUCGCUCGCCUACCUCAACGUAAGCUGGUGCGAGAUCAUGACCAUCGAUCCGGAUGCGCUCGCUUCGAUGGCCCGGCUCGGUGAGCUCGAUCUAUCGCACAAUCUCCUAUCCGACAUUCCCGACGCACUGUCGUCCGAUUCGCUGCAAACGCUCGAUCUCAGCAUGUGCCGCCUGUCGACGAUCCGGAAUGGUACGUUCACGGGCUUCCCCGAGCUGGCGCGCCUAAAUCUGGCCGGUAACCGCUUUACGACACCGUUUCGGGUUGACUUUUUCCGCGAUAAUCCGUACCUGCGCGAGAUCCGACUCGGUGACAAUCCGUGGCGGUGCGAUUGCCGGAGCGAUGACUUCUUUCAGUUCUUCCAGUUCCUGACCGAUCCACCGGGACGCAUUGGCGAUCGGAAGAGCCUGCUGUGCAACACACCGGAAGACUUUUUCGGCUCGAGCUGGGAAGCUUCGUGCCGUUCCGUUUGGUAUCCGUACGAGACGAUGGGUAAUGCGGAGCGUAUCUGGACCUGGCUCAUGGUUGGCAUACUGUCCUUCUUCGGAAUCUUCUGUCUCAUCUCGUCGGUUAAGAAGUUUGUCUCCGCACGCCAGAAGCUGGCCGCCGAACGGGAACGUGCCGAGAAUCUGCAGGAGUUGCGUGAAAUUGCCCGUGAGAACCGAGUUCGGCUGAUGAACGAUGCACCUCAGAAUGCACCGGAUGCACGAGAAUCGCGGCCACCGUGUUACGAGGAUGCAAUUCUGCUACCGAAACUGGAUGCGGCUUCAUUCGCUUCACUUGACGAGCUAAUGCUUCGUGGAAAGCGCAGAAAACGACGACGUAAUCGACGUGCCUCCGGGGCUGAUCUAAAGGACGAUGAAGAUGAGGAUGACGUGCAGGAGCGUCUUCAGUUACGCCAACGUCAAAGGACGCGCAGUGAGGACGUACUAUCGAGACGGUUCGAAGACACUACACCGAGAUCGACCGCCAGUCCCGUGGUUUCGAUCUACGAACGACCUACCUCAACGCGUGUCGUCACUCUUCCUCAAAAUACAGCUGCUGCUCCUUCUUCUGCUGACGAUUCUGCGGCGAUACCUUCGACGAGUUCCGGAAGACAACCGGAAUCUACUGGAGAGCUACACUACGUUUCGAUCGAUUUGCUGAGUCUCGAUCAUGGUUCGAUGACAGGAUCCUCCACCACGACCGGUGGUGGUGGUGGUGGUGCACCGUCAUCGGGCCCAGUAUCGCGUACCAGCAGCACACGACGGAACGAAACGGAACCGGGCUACACCGGCAUUAGUCACAGUCCGUAUGCCAAACGGAAGGUGAAACCAUUGCAGCACAUUAACCGCAAUGGGAGUAUCGAUGAGAUUACGGAUUUUACCGACCGUCAGACGAGUCCGUACGCCAAACGGCGCAAUCCGUUGAUGUCCAGCUUCCGGCGUCCGGGAGGAGGAAAGGAUCAAACGGAGAAACUGCCUCCAAUUCCGACCGAAGCACCUCCACCACUACCGAGCAGUUCGAGGCCUGCGUCGGCCAUUCAACUUGUGGAAAACUAUUUCCAGCCACCGGAUCAGAUGAUGCGGCUCGAGGAUGAGCUGGAUGAUUAUGCUGUGAUCCCGCUGGCCGAAGGACGGCGGUUGGUGAGUCCGGACGAGUACGGUCCGGCGGAACCGCAACCAUCGACUUCUGGUCGAUCGCGACCGCCCGUGAACCUGGCGAUCGAUGACUUUCCGCCCAAUUCGAGUGACUCCAGUGAUGCCACCAGUGGGGUUAGCAUCGAAAUCAUACCGGCGAGGGAUCACCAGACGCGAUGAGACACGUGACCAUUAAUCUAUGCGCUCUAUCUAGUUAGUUUCAUGUAGUGGCAGCUCGAUGGCGAUGAGUCAUUCGGUACACAUUCGUUAGUACAAGAAUUAAUAAAAAUAAUUAAUUAUUAUCGUAAAGUAAGGUAGUGAUGAUGAGUUU